UGCCCUAUCGUUGGUGUCAGUGGGGGGAGGAAUAGUGCCCCAUCGUUGGUGUCAGUGGGGGGAGGAAUAGUGCCCCAUCGUUGGUGUCAGUUGGGGGGAGGAAUAGUGCCCCAUCGUUGGUGUCAGUGGGGGGAGGAAUAGUGCCCCAUCGU
Molecule: messenger RNA, 152 nt
Organism: Staurois parvus
Lineage: Eukaryota; Metazoa; Chordata; Amphibia; Anura; Ranidae
Source: the annotation of a GenBank genome assembly